Molecule: messenger RNA, 1506 nt
Organism: Triplophysa rosa
Lineage: Eukaryota; Metazoa; Chordata; Actinopteri; Cypriniformes; Nemacheilidae
Gene: ppp1r3da
Product: protein phosphatase 1, regulatory subunit 3Da
Exons: 2
Coding region: 251-1150 (299 amino acids)
Biological process (GO): regulation of glycogen biosynthetic process
Cellular component (GO): protein phosphatase type 1 complex
Molecular function (GO): glycogen binding; protein phosphatase 1 binding
Source: RefSeq, a predicted model, not a curated record
CCCUGCGUUUGACAUCACGCUCUCUCGCAGCUAUGCGCAGUUUGCAUGAAAUGCAUUUUAUGCCGAUUUUAUCACGUAUAAUCCUUAACCUUUGCACAGAGUUAUUCCAUGCCCCCAUUGCGAAGCACUUGUUUUAUAGGCAUCAUAACAUCGAAGGAUCUACAAAUGCGUCUUAAAGGUAAACACGACGGAUUUGACUGGUCUUUCGUCCUGAGGUUGUCUGCAUAAGGUUCACAGCAAAGAAGUAAACAUGGCCUGGUCUAUGGGAUGUUGCCAAAACGACACACCCCCUGAAGAGAUGAAUGCCGACCUAUUUUUUGCCAGGCUAUCAGGUGACUCAAAAAAAAGUACCACAUUGAAUUUGCAGGGCAUGCCCUUCUCAAAAACAGACAGUGAGAAAAGACCUGUGAAAAUCCGUCCACCUAGCCCAAGGACCUCUCCAAGGCAAUCUGCGGGCCUGUUGUGUGAACCCCCGACCAAAUCCAUCAUCCAGAGACGGAGUCAGUCUCUCCCAUCUCCAUCAGAGAGGAGGAGGCUGAGUCGCAGAACGAGUGUUCGAUUUGUGGACUCCUUGGGAUUGGACUUGGAAAAUGUAAAGGUCUUCGAAAAUGGAGAAGACCCCUUCGUCCCAGAGCAUGUUCUCUUCCGGCUUUUAAUGAAUGCAGAAUUAACCUCAAGUAAGAGGCUGGAGAUAGCACUACCGUAUUUGCAACCGAUGUUCCCUGUGCAACCAGGUGACUCCUCAAACUUUGUCGAACGUCUCCGUUAUCAAAAAGUGUGUUUGGAGCGGGUUUUGUGCUACGAGCCUGGCAUCAUAGGGGUCGUUCAGGUUGUAAACUUGGCAUACGAGAAAGAAGUGACUGUUCGCUAUUCUUUCACAAACUGGAAAAGUUGCACAGAAACCAAGGCUUACUGGGUUGUGAGCAAAUCCAUUUCAGAUGGAACUUGUUGUGAUACUUUUCGAUUUCAUCUUCCAGUUCCUCCCUUCAUCCUUCAUCCUGGUGCACUGCUGGAGUUUGCAAUCUGUUAUAAAGUCAUGGGCACUCAGUUUUGGGAUAGCAAUGAUGGACAGAAUUACAAAUUAACCUGUCAGAGUUAUAACAUGCCUGUGCCAAAGGAAUGUGAAGACAGCAUGAUACACUUUAUCUGAGGGCACUGGUGUUAGAAUAAACUGUUUAGAGCACUGCAUGGUUUCACAUUCUUUACAUUAUUUGUACAUAAAUAGGCUACUGUAGGAUUUGAAGGUAGUCUCGUUAAUUGUAUUCUAAGACUAACUUGAAGCCAUAUGACAUGACCUUUAAACGCAAAGAUUUAUGACUGUUAAAACCAAAUGUAGCACUGAUAGUUUUCACCUGAUAACGCAUGCAAGUGACUUUAAAGUAUUUUUGUAAUUUUUUUGUGAUUUGCACUCUUACCUACUUAUUUCACUUUGCAGUACAUUUUUAUAACAUUUGUAUAGUAAAAGGGAAUAACACGAGCACUGAUGUUUAUGAAAUAAAUAAGAAG